Protobothrops mucrosquamatus (brown spotted pit viper) is the source of this 1476-nucleotide messenger RNA. Its product is annotated as transmembrane protease serine 13-like. The transcript is spliced from 13 exons. Gene Ontology annotation, molecular function: serine-type endopeptidase activity; protein binding. NCBI's taxonomy places the organism in Eukaryota, Metazoa, Chordata, Lepidosauria, Squamata, Viperidae. Gene Ontology annotation, cellular component: membrane. The coding region runs from base 1 to 1476 and encodes 491 amino acids. The record is from RefSeq and is a predicted model, not a curated record. Gene Ontology annotation, biological process: proteolysis.
AUGAGAGAUUUCAUCCCUGGUGACCCAAGUGAUACCCUGGCUGCCCUUUUGCAGUGCCUGGAAGCCGUGGGGGCCUGGAUGGGGGACAACAGGCUUCAAGGGAACCCUGCUUCCUCCAGCCCUGCUGCCAAGGUAUUUUGGGGAAUGGGCCCGAAGAGGGUGGCCCUCAUCACCUGUCUUAUCAUCCUCAUUGUGCUGCUGGUUGCCCUUAUCCUGCUCUUUUUGUUCUGGCGGUCCAGCACUGGCAUUGUGUACAAGCAGCCAGCGGAGAGCUGCACUGACCAUGCUGUGCGGUGCGAUGGGGUUCCUGACUGUUCUCAGAGCAGUGAUGAACUGGACUGUGUGCGCUUUGGGUGGAACCAGUCCUUGCUCCAUGUCUACUCAGGAGCAGAGAGGCAGUGGCUGCCUGUCUGCAGUCAAGCCUGGACGGAGGCCUUCUCCCGAAAGACCUGUCAGCAGCUGGGAUUCCUCAACACUUCCGACACAGAAUAUGUCCCUCUGUCGUUUUCUGGGAAAAGUCUUGUGGCUGGUGAGAUGCGAAAAACCAUUCAGCAGAGUCUCAACAGAAGCUCCAAGUGCCAUUCUGGAAAGCAUGUUUCUCUCCGAUGCACAAACUGUGGGCAACGGAUAUCUGGCCGCAUUGUGGGAGGCACUGAAGCAUCAGCCAGUAAAUGGCCUUGGCAAGUGAGCCUCCAAUAUGGCUCUGUUCACAUCUGUGGUGGCACUAUCAUUGAUGCGCAGUGGGUGAUGACUGCAGCCCACUGCUUCUUCAUAAAUAGCGUGAAAAUCCUGGAUGAAUGGAAGGUCUAUGCUGGUAUUUCUGAUCUCAAGCAGAUGAAGGAGGGGAUCCUGGUCUCUGAGGUCAUCAUUAAUGCUAAUUACAGUGAUGACCAUGAUGACUAUGACAUUGCCCUGAUGAAGCUCUCCCAGCCUUUGGGCCUCUCAGCUCAGGUUCGCCCAGCCUGCCUUCCCAUGUCAGGCCAAAGGUUUCUUCCUGGGAGGGCCUGCUUCAUCACAGGCUUUGGCAAAAUCAGUGAAAAUGAAGAGAAUACAUCGCCCAAGCUGCGGGAAGCAGAAGUGAAGAUCAUUGACUAUCGGCUCUGCAACAGCCAUAAUGUCUAUGAGGGAUUCUUGACCCCCCGGAUGAUGUGUGCUGGAUUUUUGCAAGGGGGCAAAGACUCUUGCCAGGGCGACAGUGGUGGCCCCCUGGUUUGUCAGGAUAGUAAUCGAUGGUACUUGGCUGGGGUCACCAGCUGGGGAACUGGCUGUGGUCAGCAAAACAAGCCAGGCGUCUAUACCCAAGUCACCAAGUUCCUUGGUUGGAUUUACAGCCAAAUGGAGGCUCUUACUGAUGAGAGAUGCACUCGCUUCAGACAUGAAUGGCACUCUGCCCUCUUUACCUGUGUCCAGAGGACCCCCGCAGCCCACCAGCUGCCACAAUUCUUGAAAGCACAGUAUGAUUCGGAUCCUUCUUGA